Molecule: messenger RNA, 996 nt
Organism: Blepharisma stoltei
Lineage: Eukaryota; Ciliophora; Heterotrichea; Heterotrichida; Blepharismidae
Source: the annotation of a GenBank genome assembly
AUGGAGGAAAGCACUUCUAUAACAGAGAACGCACUUAUGGAAAGAAUCCAAAAAUUCUUUGACGAGUUUCAUCUAUCUGCACUUCAAAGGGCUGGAGCUUUAAAAUUCAUAAAAGAAAAAAUUUCAAAUCCAGAUGACCAAAGUGUCAAUCAUAUUAGAGAAUGAAUACUAGCAAAGCUUAAUAACAAGCGUAUUCCUCCUAUAGCACCAAUGCAAAGAGGAUGCCCAGAAAUUAUACCAGGACUUCGUGCUCAGCCUUGGUGGGAUGCUAAUGAUUUUCCAUGGGUUAGAGACAUAGAAGCCAAUUAUGAGCUUAUAAAAGCUGAAUUGCUAAGUUUAUAUCAAAAAGGUGGGUUUCAGCCUUAUAGAGGCCCAUCUUGGGCAGUAGGCGUUCCUUCACAAGACGUAGGCACUCAAAGCCAUACCUCAGGAGAUUGGAAUGUAUUUUACUUAUACCUUCAUGGGAUGACUUUUGAUGAAAAUCUUGCAAAAUGCCCAGAAACAGUAAGAGUCAUUAAUGAUUUAAUACCUAGGCAUUAUGAGCAUGCUUUUUUUUCAGCACUGAAUCCAGGCACUCAUGUAUUGCCUCAUCAUGGCCCGACGAAUAAAAAACUUAGACUUCAUUUGCCAAUUAUUGAUCUUUCAGGGACAAGAUUAAGAGCUGCAGAAGAAACUAGGACAUUUGAAGAAGGAAAAGUCGCGAUUUUUGAUGAUUCUUUUGAACAUGAAGCUUGGCAUGAAGGGACGACUACAAGGGUAAAUUUGAUUAUUGAUUUUUGGCAUCCUGAUUUAAGUGAUGCUGAGGUAAAAUUUUUAAAAAUUUUACAAAAUUCGAAAAUCAGGGCUGAAAAAGAAAUUACAUCAAAUGAAGAAGAUACUUUUUAUUCUGUAAUAGAAAGAGCUAAAGAGAUCAGGCCUGGGGAUAACUCUUGGUGGUGCCUUUCAGAAGAAAAUGAAAGAGCAUUAAUUAAUGCUGGGAGUCAGGAAGAAAAUUAA